Melospiza melodia melodia is the source of this 776-nucleotide messenger RNA. RefSeq names its product chromosome 8 C2orf76 homolog (gene C8H2orf76). The coding region runs from base 150 to 608 and encodes 152 amino acids. The record is from RefSeq and is a predicted model, not a curated record. The transcript is spliced from 7 exons. Lineage: Eukaryota; Metazoa; Chordata; Aves; Passeriformes; Passerellidae.
AAUCCCUGCCAAGGCGGCUCCCAGGCACUUUCGCAGCAGAAACAUUUUGCAGGGAUUGAGGGAAGCGCAGAGAAGGAGAUGUUUUGCCUCCCGGCCGGUGCCUACCGGUGUUCACGUCGCCCACCGUGGCCUGUUUGUAGUGGCUGUAGAUGUCCAGCAUCUCCUGGUCCGUGGGCUGCGACUUCAGCUGCUUCACCUCCUCGGCAGCCUUCUGGAAUGCGGCCUGGGGGGAAGGCGGCAGGGGGGUUCCUCCAUGCUGCUUAGGAGCAAGUGGCUCAGAGCUGGUUCUGAUGUCAGCUGAAGGCUGCACCCUCACGGUCCGCCUGGUGCGCUCCUUCCAGCACCGCAAUUUCCGGCCCCUGGUGUUCCACGGCGUCCCCUUGGAGCAGACGGUGCGGGAGUUCAUGGCCUUCGUGCGCCAGGAUGUGUCUUCAAGAUCAGGACUUCCUCCUCCUUUUAAAAAUUACAAGUAUGAUACAAUGAAGAUUAUUCACCAAGCACACAAAUCUAAGACUGGUGAGCUUGUAGUGAGUUUGGAAGAUGAUGACAAACUGAUUUUGAAGGAAGACAGCACGCUGAAAGCAGCUGGAAAAAUGAGACGGAAUUAGCAUUCUUCUGUGAGGAAGAUUACAGAAACUACAGAGCUAAUCCUGUUUCGGCCUGGUGAAGAUCCCAAGAGAUUGUUUUGUUUUCCCAUACCUGUUGUAAAUUUUCCUUAUUCUGCUUAAUGAGAUUUUUCUUAAAGAUCAAUAAAUCCUAGAGGAUUUCUUUGCAAA